AUGCACGCGGCCAGGACCCCCGGGAUGGCCUGCCGCGCCGGCGGGGUGGCCCACCCCCCCAGUUUUCAGCCGAUACCUGCGCUGCCGCCCCGCCUCGUGCUGCUGCUGCUGCUUCUCCUGUCACUGGUAAGGUGCGUCCCGGCACAGCCCGCUGCCCCUGGCCGGGCGUUGCUGUCCCCGGAUCUCGCGGGGGCUGCAGGGGUCCCCGCCGAGGAGGCCAUAGUGCUGGCGAACCGUGGGCUGCGGGUGCCCUUCGGCCGCGAGGUCUGGCUGGAUCCUCUGCACGACCUGGUGCUGCAGGUGCAGCCGGGGGACCUUUGCGCGGUGACCGUGCUAGACAACGACGCGCUGGCCCAGAGGCCUGGCCGCCUGAGUCCCAAGCGCUUCCCGUGCGACUUCGGCCCGGGAGAGGUGCGUUACUCGCACCUGGGCGCGCGCAGCCCGUCGCGGGAUCGCAUUCGGCUGCAGCUGCGCUACGACGCUCCGGGAGGGGCAGCAGUGCUGCCCUUGGUGUUGGAGGUGGAGGUGCUUUUCACCCAGCUGGAGGUUGUGACUCGGAACUUGCCCCUCGUCGUGGAGGAGCUGCUGGGGACCAGCAAUGCCCUGGACGCGCGGAGCCUGGAGUUCGCCUACCAGCCCGAGACCGAGGAGUGUCGCGUGGGCAUCCUGUCCGGCUUGAGCGCGCUGCCUCGCUACGGGGAACUCCUUCACUACCCGCAGGUUCCAGGUGGAGCCAGCGAGGGGGGCGCCCAGGAGCCAAUCCUGAUGGACUGCAAAGCUUUCCAGGAGCUAGGCGUGCGCUACCGCCACACGGCCCCCAGUCGGUCACCAAACAGGGACUGGGUGCCCAUGGUGGUGGAGCUGCGCUCUCGAGGUUCGCCUGUGGGCAGGCCUGCUUUAAAACGUGAGCACUUCCAGGUGCUGGUGAGAAUCCGAGGAGGGGCUGAGAACACUGCACCCAAGCCCAGUUUUGUGGCCAUGAUGAUGAUGGAGGUGGACCAGUUUGUACUCACGGCCCUGACCCCAGACAUGCUGGCCGCCGAGGAUGCUGAGUCGCCUUCUGACCUGUUGAUCUUCAACCUCACCUCUCCUUUCCAGCCUGGCCAGGGCUACCUAGUAAGUACUGAUGAUCGUAGCCUGCCCCUCUCCUCCUUCACGCAGAGGGACCUGCGGCUCUUGAAGAUUGCCUACCAGCCCCCGUCUGAGGACUCUGACCAGGAGCGUCUCUUUGAACUGGAGUUGGAGGUAGUGGACCCGGAAGGAGCUGCCUCAGACCCUUUUGCUUUUAUGGUAGUGGUGAAGCCCAUGAACACACUGGCUCCCGUGGUCACCCGGAACACUGGUCUCAUUCUUUACGAGGGCCAGGCUCGGCCCCUUACAGGCCCUGUGGGCAUCGGACCACAAAACUUGGUCAUCAGCGAUGAGGAUGACCUGGAGGCAGUGCAGCUGGAGGUGGUGGCUGGGCUCCGGCAUGGUCACCUUGUUCUUCUGGGGGCCACCGAUGGCAAUGCUGCCCCUAGGACCUUUACAGUGGCUGAGCUAGCGGCUGGCCAGGUGGUCUACCAUCACGAUGACAAAGAUGGCUCACUGAGUGACAACCUCGUCCUUCGAAUGGUGGAUGGAGGACGCAGGCACCAGGUGCAGUUCCUGUUCCCCAUCACCUUAGUGUCUGUGGAUGACCAACCACCAGUCCUCAAUGCUAACACGGGGCUGACACUGGCAGAAGGUGAAACGGCGCCCAUCCUGCCGCUUGCUCUAAGUGCAACUGACAUUGACUCAGAUGACUCUCUGCUGCUUUUUGUGCUGGAGCCGCCCUCCUUAACUGUAGGGCAUCUGCUUCUCCGCCAAACUCAUCCUCCCCGUGAGGAGGAGGAGGAACUGAGCAGGGGCCCUUGGAGGAGACAGGGAGCAUUCUACGAGCAGACGGUGACAGAGUGGCGGCAGUGGGACAUAACCGAGGGGAGGCUGUUCUACAGGCACUCGGGGCCCCAUAGUCCCGGGCCAGUGAUGGACCAGUUCAUAUUUCGAGUCCAGGAUAACCAUGACCCCCCUAAUCAGUCGGGACCACACAGGUUUGUGAUACGCAUUCAUCCUGUGGAUCGCCUCCCUCCAGAGCUGGGCAGCGGCUGUCCCCUUCGGAUGGUGGUGCAGGAAUCCCAGCUCACCCCGCUGAGGAGGAAGUGGCUUCGCUACACUGACCUGGACACAGAUGACCGAGAACUGCGUUACACAGUGACCCAGCCCCCCAUGGACACAGAUGAAAACCACUCACCAGCCCCACUGGGCACCCUGGUCCUGACUGACAACCCCUCAGUCGUGGUGGCCCAUUUUACCCAAGCCCAGAUCAACCACCAUAAAAUUGCUUACAGACCCCCGGAGCAAGAACUGGGAGUGGCUGCCCGAGUGGCCCAGUUUCAGUUCCAGGUGGAGGACCAAGCUGGGAAUGUGGCUCUGGGCACCUUCACCCUUUACUUGCAGCCAGUGGACAACCAGCCACCCGAGAUCCUCAACACUGGUUUCACCAUUCAGGAGAAGGGCCACCACAUCCUGAGUGAGACUGAGUUGCAUGUGGUUGAUGUAGACACUGACAUGGCCCACAUCUCUUUCACUCUCACACAGGCGCCCAAACAUGGCCACAUGAGGGUGUCUGGACGGAUACUGCAUGUAGGGGAGGUCUUCCACUUGGAAGACAUAAAACAGGGUCGGAUUUCGUAUGUCCAUAACGGGGAUGAGUCUCUCACUGAUAGCUGCUCCUUGGAGGUCAGCGACAGACACCACGUGGUGCCCAUCACUCUUAGAGUAAAUGUCCGGCCAGUGGAUGAUGAGGUCCCCAUGCUGAGCCUUCCUGCUGGCACUCUGGGGUCAUAUCUAGAUGUUCUAGAAAAUGGAGCUACUGAAAUCACUGCCAGUGUAAUCAAGGGGACUGAUGAGGACACUGAUGAUUUGAUGUUGACUUUCGUCUUGGAAGAUCCACCCUUAUAUGGAGAAAUCCUGGUCAACGGAGUUCCAGCAGAGCAGUUUACCCAAAGGGACAUCUUAGAGGGCUCUGUUGUCUAUGCCCACACUAGUGGUGAGAUAGGCUUGUUGCCCAGAGGGGACUCAUUUAACCUGAGUCUGUCAGAUAUGUCUCAAGAAUGGGUUAUAGGUGGCAGUACUAUCCAAGGAGUUACCGUGUGGGUGACCAUCCUCCCUGUUGAUAACCAGGCUCCAGAAAUUUCUGUGGGUGAACGGUUUAUAGUCGUGGAAGGUGAUAAAAGUGUUAUAACCUCAACACAUAUAAGUGCUGAAGAUACUGAUUCACUAACUGAUGACAUCUUGUGCACCAUAGUUAUUCAGCCUACCUCCGGUUAUGUUGAAAACAUUUCGCCAGCUCCAGGCUCUGAGAAAUCAAGAGCAGGAAUCGCAGUAAGUGCCUUUACCCUGAAAGACCUCAGGCAGAGUCAUAUUAACUAUGUCCAGAGUGUCCAUAAAGGGGUCGAACCUGUGGAAGACAGAUUUAUAUUUCGUUGCUCUGAUGGCAUUAACUUUUCAGAGAGACAUUUUUUCCCCAUUGUCAUCAUUCCCACCAAUGAUGAACAGCCGGAAAUAUUUAUGAGAGAAUUUAUGGUGAUGGAAGGCAUGAGUCUGGUGAUCGAUACGCCCAUCCUCAAUGCUGCUGAUGCUGACAUUCCCCCGGAUGAUCUAACUUUCACUAUUACCCAAUUUCCUACUCACGGUCACAUCAUGAACCAGCUGAUAAAUGGCACAGUUUUGGUUGAAAGCUUCACCUUGGACCAGAUCAUAGAGAGUUCAAGCAUUAUUUAUGAGCAUGAUGACUCUGAGACUCAGGAAGACAGUUUUGUGAUAAGACUAACGGAUGGUAAGCACUCAGUGGAAAGGAUGGUCCUCAUUAUAGUUAUCCCAGUUGAUGAUGAGACCCCCAGAAUGACCAUCAAUAAUGGACUAGAAAUAGAAAUUGGGGAAACCAAAAUUAUCAACAACAAAAUAUUAAUGGCAACUGAUUUGGACUCUGAAGACAAAUCUUUGGUUUAUGUUAUUCGUUAUGGGCCAGGACAUGGCUUAUUGCAGAGACAAAAACCUACAGGUGCCUUUGAAAAUAUCACACUGGGCAUGAAUUUCACCCAGGAUGAAGUGGACAGAAACUUAAUCCAGUAUGUCCAUUUUGGACAAGAGGGCAUUCGGGACCUAAUUAAAUUUGAUGUGACUGAUGGAAUAAAUGCCCUCAUAGAUCGCUACUUUUAUGUUUCCAUUGGGAGCAUUGACAUUGUCUUCCCAGAUGUGAUAAGCAAGGGAGUAUCCUUGAAAGAAGGUGGCAAAGUCACCCUCACAACAGACUUACUAAGCACCAGUGACUUGAACAGUCCUGAUGAAAACUUAGUUUUUACCAUCACCAGGGCUCCCAUGAGAGGUCACUUAGAGUGCACAGAUCAACUUGGAGCAUCCAUCACAUCUUUCACUCAGCUCCAGCUGGCUGGCAACAAAAUCUACUACAUCCACACAGCUGAUGAUGAAGUCAAGAUGGACAGCUUUGAGUUUCAAGUCACCGAUGGACGUAACCCUGUCUUCCGGACAUUCCGUAUCUCCAUUAGUGAUGUGGAUAACAAAAAGCCAGUGGUCACCAUCCAUAACCUGGUUGUCAGUGAGGGUGAAAACAAGCUGAUCACUCCCUUUGAACUCACUGCCGAAGACAGAGAUACUCCUGACAAACUUCUGAAGUUCAUUGUCACCCAGGUGCCUGUUCAUGGUCAACUCCUAUUCAACAAUACCAGACCUGCCACGGUUUUUACCAAGCAAGACUUGAAUGAAAACUUAAUCAGCUACAGACACGAUGGCACUGAGUCGAGUGAAGACAGCUUCUCCUUCACGGUGACUGAUGGUUCCCAUACAGAGUUCUAUGUUUUCCCUGAUACAAUAUUUGAAACAAGGAGACCCCAAGUGAUGAAAAUCCAGGUCUUAGCUGUUGACGAUAGUGUCCCCCAAAUUGCCGUGAACAAAGGGGCCUCCACACUUCGCACUCUGGCUACUGGUCACUUGGGCUUCAUGAUCACAAGCAAAAUAUUGAAAGCGGAGGACAGAGACAGCCUACAUUUUUCUCUCAGGUUUAUUGUGACAGAGGCCCCUCAACACGGAUAUCUCCUCAACCUGGACAGAGGCAACUACAGUGUGACUCAGUUUACACAAGCUGACAUUGACGACAUGAAAAUAUGCUACGUUUUAAAAGACGGGGCCAAUGCCACAAGUGAUAUGUUCCAUUUUACAGUUGAAGAUGGUGGUGGAAACAAAUUAACCAAGCAGCAUUUUCGUCUGAAUUGGGCAUGGAUCUCCUUUGAAAAGGACUAUUACCUGAUCAAUGAGGACUCCAAAUUUCUAGAUGUCGUUCUUAAACGUAGAGGUUACUUGGGAGAGACUUCAUUUAUAAUUCGGUCAGCAGAAGACCUAACCGUGGUGCUGGACCUCUUCACCCUCUGUCAGACCAAGUGCACGGCAGGCGGAACUGUGCCCACAUCAGUGCUGUCCUAUUCAGAUUACAUAUCCAGGCCCGAGGACCACACCAGUGUCAUCCGCUUUGACAAAGAUGAGCGCGAGAAAAUGUGUCGCAUCAUUGUUAUUGAUGACUCCUUGUAUGAAGAGGAGGAAACAUUCCAUGUCCUUCUGAGCAUGCCCAUGGGUGGGAGGAUUGGAUCAGAGUUCCCAGGGGCUCAGGUUAAGAUCGUCCCUGACAAAGACGAUGUGCCUAAGAUGCAAUUCAAAGAACGAGUAUAUACUGGCAAUGAAAAUGACGGGCAGAUAGUUGCAAUGAUCCACAGGAGCGGAGACGUUCACUACAGGUCUUCAGUGAGAUGUUACACCCGGCAGGGGUCUGCGCAGGUGAUGACGGACUUUGAGGAACGUCCAAACACUGGUAGCUCCAUCAUCACAUUUCUCCCUGGUGAGACCGAAAAGCCUUGUGUCCUUGAGCUGAUGGACGACACACUCUAUGAGGAGGUAGAGGAGCUCCGCCUGGUUCUUGGCACCCCACAAAGCGACUCCCCCUUUGGGGCUGCAGUUGGGGAACAGAAUGAAACUCUGAUAAGGAUCCGAGAUGAUGCCGAUAAGACUGUUAUUAAAUUUGGAGAAACCAAAUUUAGCAUCAGUGAACCCAAAGAACCGGGACAGUCGGUGGUUGUAAAAAUUCCAGUGAUUCGCCAAGGAGAUACUUCAAAGGUUUCCAUCGUGAGAGUCCACACCAAGGAUGGCUCCGCCACCUCUGGAAAAGACUAUCACCCUGUGUCAGAAGAAAUUGAGUUUAAGGAGGGAGAAACCCAGCAUACUGUUAACAUUGAAGUAAUCUUCGACGGGAUCAGAGAGAUGAGAGAGGCCUUCACUGUUCAUCUAAAACCCGAUGAGAACAUGGUAGCAGAGACGCAGGUGACCAAAGCCAUUGUGUAUAUAGAAGAAAUGAACAGCAUGGCAGAUGUCACUUUUCCUUCUGUCCCUCAAAUUGUGUCAUUAUUGAUGUACGAUGACACUUCCAGAGCUAGAGAUAGUGCUGGACCCGUGUCUGGCUAUCCUGUUGUCUGUUUCACGGCUUGCAACCCUAAAUACUCAGACUAUGACAAAACAGGCUCUAUUUGUGCAAGUGAGAACAUCAACGACACCUUGACCCGGUACCGAUGGCUGACUAGCGCACCCGCUGGCCCUGAUGGCGUCACCAGCCCUAUGAGAGAAGUGGACUUUGACACUUUUUUUACAUCAUCCAAGAUGAUCACCUUGGAUUCCAUAUACUUCCAGCCCGGCUCCAGGGUGCAGUGUGCGGCCCGCGCUGUGAAUGCCAAUGGCAAGGAGGGCCUGGAGCUGAUGAGCCCUAUUGUCACCGUCGGCAGAGAAGAAGGUCUGUGUCAGCCCCGGGUGCCGGGGACAGUGGGGGCAGAGCCGUUCUCAGCCAAGCUGCGCUACACGGGCCCCGAGGACCCAGACUACACAAACCUUAUCAAGCUCACGGUCACGAUGCCACACAUAGAUGGCAUGCUCCCUGUGAUCUCCACUAAAGAGCUUUCCAACUUUGAGCUCACCCUCAGUCCUGAUGGCUCAAGAGUUGGAAACCACCAGUGCUCCAACCUUCUGGAUUACACUGAAGUGAAGACUCACCAUGGUUUCUUAACUGAUGCUACAAAAAAUCCAGAAGUAAUUGGAGAGACGCAUCCCUACCAGUACAGCUCAUCUAUCAGAGGCACCAAUACAUUACGCUUCUAUCGAAACCUGAACCUAGAGGCCUGUUUGUGGGAGUUUGUUAGCUACUAUGACAUGUCAGAACUCCUCACUGACUGUGGAGGCACCAUCGGGACCGAUGGACAGGUAGGAAAACCAGCUGGUUUUGUUCAGGGAUCCAGAUGUGGACUAAAUCCCAACUCCGGUCUUCCGUCUUGGUGGUGA
Molecule: messenger RNA, 7413 nt
Organism: Leptonychotes weddellii (Weddell seal)
Lineage: Eukaryota; Metazoa; Chordata; Mammalia; Carnivora; Phocidae
Source: RefSeq, a predicted model, not a curated record